AUGGUUCUUUCAGAACGGCGUAUCACUGGUAGUAUAAAUACUACACGAUAUUACAACGCAGCAUCCGUAUUAAUAAAUGGAAAAGUAUUACUUACUGGUGGAAAUACCGGUAGUUCUGUUAUUAAUAGUGCUGAAUUGUAUGAUCCAUCACCAGAAAGUUGGCCAAUGACUCGUAGCAUGAUUAGCGUACAAUAUUGCGAUACAGCAUCUGUAUAA
This is a messenger RNA of Rotaria sp. Silwood2, 216 nucleotides long. The record is from the annotation of a GenBank genome assembly. Lineage: Eukaryota; Metazoa; Rotifera; Eurotatoria; Philodinida; Philodinidae.